Molecule: messenger RNA, 4743 nt
Organism: Pediculus humanus corporis (human body louse)
Lineage: Eukaryota; Metazoa; Arthropoda; Insecta; Psocodea; Pediculidae
Exons: 4
Coding region: 1-4743 (1580 amino acids)
Source: RefSeq, a predicted model, not a curated record
AUGUGUGAUCAAACAGAAGUAUCUUAUUUGGAUGAAGAUGUUGUUUGGGUUAAAAUAGGGCCCAUUUGGUGGCCAGGGGUAGUGAAGGAUUUGGAUAAAAAUGAAGAAGGAAAAGAAAUUUUGGCUGGUUUGAAAAAAAAACCAAUUGCUGUAGUUAAAUUUUUUCAAGAAGAAAAUUAUGAAUUUGUUAAGAAUUUGGACUGCAUUUAUCAUUAUAAUUGCAGAAGAAAAGAUGAAUUUAUAAGAAAAGGUUUAGGUAAAUUUCGUUCUGGUGCACCUCAUAUGAAAAAAUUUCCAUCUGAUGUCACUACAGCUGAAAGCCUUACAAAGGGAGAUAUUAACAUAAUAAACGAUCCUAAAUUUGUUCCUGAGAAGAAAGAAAGUUACAGUGAAAUUUUUGGGAGUGGGAAAAAGAAAAAUAAAAAAGAUAACGAAUUAAGUUCAUGGUCAAGAUCGAGAACUUCAAUCGAUGUUACUCCUUUUCGACCGAUAACUCAUCAGCGGUUUAUUAAUAAAGUUUUACAUGGCCAAAGUGAUCAUAAAUCGAAAACUCUAAUUCAGUCGAGUGCAGCAUCUGAAGAUAAUACCCCAGAGAAUCCAUAUAAAUGCCAUAUUUGUAAAUUUGCAAGCUCUAGAGUUAAUGUCAUUGUUGCUCAUCAUCGUUUAUAUCACAGCAGUAAAAAUUCAGUAAAUUGGACAGAUUCAGAUAGUAAAUUAAUCAGAAAGAAACCUAUAUAUAAAUCCCGUAAAAUUAAAAGCAAAAAAUUGUUUGACACAUCGAAUGAUGAGUUUACCGAAGAAGAAAUCUCCGAUAAUAAAAAACCGUUUAAAAGUAAAAAUGUUAAAGACAAAACAAAAACUCCGGAAAAAACAAAAGGUUCGACAUCUCCUUCUAAAAGAAAAGUCAAGGAUGAUUCUACGACGGAUGCACUUCAUUCGAAAAAGCCAAGAUUUACUGACGUACUUCUUGCAGAUUGGAACGAAGAUGAAGAAAACGAUAAAAAAGAUACAGAAAGUGAUAAAAGCUUGCAAAAUUCAGAAUCGAAUAUUGAAAAAUCUGACGAAACAAAGGAGGAAAAAAAUGAAGAUGCUUCUCCCUCUGCAGAUUCUGCAGAAUUAGGGGAUACGUUAUCGCCAGAAAAAAAUCAGACUGAAAAAAUGUCAUGUUUUGAUUUUGAUGAAGAGGAAGAUGGAUUUAUUGGAAUGAGUAACGCUAACACUUAUGGGAGAAAAAUACCGCGGGUUAUUCCCCUGAAAGAUAAAACAGAGUUAGGAGUAGAUUUGGAAAUAGAGGAACUAUUCAAAAAAAAAAAUGAAUCGGAAUUGAAUAUGACGACAAGUACUGUUGAUGAAGAAAGUAAGAGCGGCGAAAAAGAUGAUGACGAUCCAGAUUUUCUUGUUGACGAUAAAAAAAAAAGUGAAAAUGAAGAAAAUCCGGUAAGCGUUGGUAUUACAAAGCGAAGAAAAAGUAAAACUAAGCAAGAAAAAGAAGAAGCCAAAACGGUAGUAAAUCCUGAAGAUAGUUUAGCUUUGAGACGGGCUAGAAGGCCGGGAGCCAAAAAAUCUUACUUGAAUGAAACCAUGGACAGUGAAAAGGAAGAAAUGAUUUAUUCCGAUAUGACUAAUAAUGAUCAAAAAAUUAAAACUGGUAGUGGUGCAGAAAAAAAAAAAGAAAAAUCGUCUAAUUCUCGUCAAGGAAAUUCGGACGACAUAUCGGAUCAAAUUGAUACUCUACUAGAAGAGACAAAAUUACCCAAUCUUCCUACAAUUUCAGAUUCUUCUAAUAAAUCAGUUGAAAAACCUGAAGAAAACAAUUCUGACCCUGCAAAUUUUUCAUUUGAUUUUGCACAAAAUGAACCAGGGGCAAAAAAAAAUAUUAAAUCUAGUAAAGAAGUAAAGUCUAUCAGUAGAAUGUUUUCGGAGAGUAUUCCUAACACCGAACUUAGUGCACAGGAUGAUUCGCAGAGCGACGCUCAAUUGGAUUCUACAUUAGAAGAAACAACAAAAGAUACGUUAUCGUUUGAACCAAUCAAAAAUAAAACUGUUCAAAUCGGAAACAUAAAAUUAUCGCAAAGCGGCAAUUUUGUAUCCAAAAAAGGAUCCAUAGUUUUGAGUACCUUGCCUAAAACAACUGAAUCUUCUGUAAAAGUAAUGCCUGUUAUAAGGCAAACUAGCACGUCCAAAGAUUGCAUUGUGUUACCUCAUGGGAAAAAAUUGGAGGUAAAAGAUGAUGAUCAGUCAUCGGAUUUAGAAAGAUCUCAAAGAUUGAAAAAUAUAAAAACCCUCAAAGUUAAACCGGAUUCGAUUCCUCAGUCUUUACUUACCACCGGAAAACUAAAAGGUCAAACGAUUAUUCAUCAGAAAAGUGGAAAAUAUGUUAUAGUUACCCAACCGCCUCAAUCAGGACGUCCGAGAAUCACUCCAGGAAAAGUCCAGCCGGGAAGUAAAGUUGUUAUUCUUACGAAUCAGUUAGGUGAACAAAAAAUUAUAACUACCAGUGGAUUACAGCAAAGUAAAUUUAAAGUGGACGGUCAAAAAAUCAUAACAGCCUCCGACUCCGCUCUCGAUAAAGAUGCUAUUUCUUCUGCGACUGUUGCGACUACACAGUCGCAAGCCCAGUCUAUUAUAAAAAUGGUACCCGAUGGAAAAGGUGGCAUAAUGAAACAGUUAACAAUGUCUCCGAAAAAAGUUUUAUUGGGCGGUACCAAAGUUUUAGUUUCAGGAUCGGGAUCUACUUUCUCUUCGAGUAACGUUCAAAAAAUUGCGUUGUCCAGUGGUGGUGGUGGUAACAGAAGUGGAGGAGAUUUUCGAUUAAUAGAAAAUUAUAAAGGAAGUGGGAAAACCGUUUUGAUUCAAGGAAGCUCAUCUUCCGGCUCCGGUGUGGUUUUAAAAUCGUCUUCUGUUUUGCCUCGUCAGGUUACCAAGGUAAUUCAAAAUCCACAAGUUAUACCUGGCUUGAAGAAAAAACCCAAGAUAUUGAUGCGAGCGUCUUCGAGUCAGGGUGAUUGCGUACUUCAAUCUGCAUCAAAUGCAAUCGAAGCUCCCACAUAUGUACUUAAACAAAAGGGAGCAGAUGGAAAAUUUUCCACGCCUAAAAUUGUAAGAACUGAAAUUGUAAAUCAAGGGAAAGUGACUCCAACGACAAAAAAAUUUUUCCUCUCCGGUCAAGGCUCAAGCAAAAAAGGAGAAUCCUAUAUUAUUACCACCAACGAUGUACCGGGGAAAGUAAUAAGAAUGUGUCAAAAAGUAAAGGAGGUAGAGCCAACUCAAAAAAUCGUACAGAAAUCAUCCGAGGUUUAUACAAUAGCUCCAAACAGUGUUCUUUUGCCUUCGCAAGAUUCUUCAGAGACCGACGGUGCACAAAUCGUUCAAUUUCAAGAACAUUCAGAGCAACCUGUUUUGCAAACUCAAGUCAUUGCUAUGCCGGGACCAGUUGGAGCUGAUGGGAAUCAGACUUACAUGUUGGUGUCGGUGGAUGAAAAUGGUGUUGUUCAAGGCAUGGACAAUUCAGUUGUUACAUACGAUACCGCCGGACAGCAAGAGCCUUUAUUCGUGAAUCCGACAUCUACAAAUAACGUAAUACUUUUAAAUCCUCAAAGGAAUGAAGAUGUACCGCAGGUUUAUUCGACUUCGAGUCAAGACAUUUUAGCCGAAGCACUAGCAAAUACUAACGUUCUCGAAGGAACCAUGAGUAACGAAAUGGAUACCGUUGUACCUUCAAUCUUAUUACCACCUUCUAUUCCCUCGUCUGUGGUACAAGAAACGUCAAUAACGUUGCAAAAGCCAAUCAUGACUCCUUUGGAAAUGCCGUCAUCGGUCACACCCGAUACCUCCGGUUUGGAACCUCCACCACUACCACCAACACCUACCGACGAAGAUGUUUUAAUGGAAGAAACUGAAAUAUCGGCAGCCUCCGGGACGACACAAGAACAGCUGAUUCAAACUAACAAAAAGGGUAGUACUAAUGUAGAUUCCGAGGACACUAUUCAAGCUUACAUGGAAUCUGAGGAUUUGCAAGAAGUAAAUGAUAAUAAUUCCGAAUCGACGUUUUCGAAAGAAUUGGAAAAUUCAAAAAUUCUCGGCGAGGAGUUCGAAGAGGAAGACAAACCGGAUGGAAAUAAAACGGAAAAAAAGGACGGUGAAUUUUAUGAAACUGAUCGUCAGCAAGGCGUGGAAUCAGGAGAGUUAAAAGAAAUUUCAAAAGAAGAUUACAUAAUUGAAACUUCACAGGAUGAACAAAACACCAGCAACUUUCAAUCCAUGCCUUUGCUCAAUGACGAGCCGGACACGUCUGACGACGCACAAGGAUCCGAACCCAUCGGUGACCAACAGUUCGAAAUGCAAAAAUUAAAAUUCGAAUCAGAAAAUUUGUCCUCCGUCGGAAGAGAGCAAGAACCGCCGUCGUCGACGAAUAACGAAGUGAACAAUUCAAAAAAUCCCGUUUCCGAUUUCGAACAACACGAUUCGGAAAUAUUCAACACGGAAAGUUUCGAUAGCGAAAUAAAGAACAACAGCAAACAACCCGAAGACAAACUCUUCGAAUCCCAGACAAACAUAAUCGGAGAUGAAAAAGAUAAUCAAUCGAUGCCGAUUAUCGCGGAUGAAAGCAACAACAUCAACGCCGCCAUCAACUACGAUGUCGAUCCCUCGUACACGGAUGUCGUUUCGCAAAAGAGUUUUCAGGAAGAAACGGAAGUUACGUCGACGACGGACGAAUACGCUAGCAAAGGGAUCGCCAAUUAA